AAAUAAACCGACGACGACGACAAAAGUCGAAAAGCGAGCAGAAAAUAGCGCGAUUGCGAAUCAAUGUGUGCGGGGCGUGCGUGCGUGUAAGUGUGUGCGUGUGUGUAUGUGUGUGGCGCGUGCGUACGUUCGAUACAGUUGUGCAGGACAAACAACAAUGAAGCAAUAAAGGGGGGAAAUUAAUUUACCAGAAUAGAACCCUUUUCGCAUCGAUUAGCAUUCGAAUGAAAGCGAAACGCGCCUCGCACACAUCAACAGGUGCCUGAAACGGAACAGUGAGAAAGCACUCCAAGCCGAUCCAAGUAGUAGCCCCGCGAACGUGAUUUACACACACGGGUUUGAAAUUUGUACUAACUGUCAUUUUAAUUUGACAGUUGGCAUUGGACUGGGUUCGCGUGUGUGUGUAUGUGUGGCAUACGCAGUGCCAUCGGUCGAUGACAGUUGGUUCGUCCUCGGGCAGUGGAGUCCUUUCUCGCACGCUCCUUACACACGCACACCUCACCACCACCACCCCUCACCCGGUGCUCACGCUUCCCGUGAGGUCAGCGGACACACAUUUUGAACGCGUGCGCACCCCGUCGACACCCGCUCGCACUAUCUCGCUCUGACCUGGUAGAAUUUUUCAACCCCCUCUCAAUAAGGGCCGUCAACAUCUAGCGGCCAACAAACCAGCCAGCCAGCAUCAUCGGCCAUCGCGCUUUUUCUCGUCGUCGGUUAUUGAUUAGUGUCCGUGAGCAAGGCUUCUCGUUUGCCUGAGGUGUUAAAGAAUCCCGUCGGCGUUCUUUUUCUCCGUUGGCCAUAUCUUUUUUGCUGUCAACGCAAAGAGGUAGUAAUCGAAAAGUGCUUCGAGAUAACACAGCAAUCCCAAGUGUGGUGUGGAAGUGAAAAUUGGUGUGAAAAUUUGGCAAUACGAAAAUCAGGAAAAAGAGCAUUGAAUAAGUGAAGUUGCAAUACGCAACGAGUGCGAACGAAAAAACGUAGAAUUCUGAUCCCGAGUCUUCAGUAGAAACCACCAGCCAACAUCCGACAAACCGCGUGACAGCGUGUGUUCGUCUCUAUAGCAGUUUCCCCCGUGACACCCGCGAACCCAGAAAAGGCGUCAAAAUUACGCAGAACACGCAGAAAAUGUCCUCGCUGGUGUUGAGGAGCCUCUCGAUACUGCUCGGGCUGUUCUUCAUAUUUAUCGGCAUCAUGAAGAUUUCGCCACACCUCAGCAAGGACCUGCAUCGAGAUUUGCGCAAGAACUACGUCAAGUAUGCGAAAGUGUUUCCCCUCUCGACACUGCUGGAGUUCAAAAUACCCUCGAAAUGGUACCGACGAUCGGUCGGCGGACUGGAGGUCCUGUGCGGGUUGGCCAUGGUGCUCAUUCCUAGCCAUAAAAUAAAAAAUGCGGCUAACAUAACGCUCCUGCUGCUGAUGUUCCUGGCUGUCUACUCGCACUACAUGGUGAGCGAUCCGUUCGAACGGUCCGGACCAGCGCUCGUCUUCACCUUCAUGCUGAUCGGUCGGCUAGUGAUAUGGUAUCAGGCAAGCAGACGGGAAGCGGCCCUAGCAGCUGCCACACAGCCCACUGCCAAUGGACUAAAACAGGAAUAGGGUGGCUACCGUGUAUCCUGUCCGGCUACUGAUCUCAGUUCCCUAUGGACCGUAUGAAGGAGAGAGAGAGAGAGAGAAAGAGAGAAAUGGACAAAUUCUUCAUGCAACCAGCAAUGCAACUAAACCGGUACCCAAAGUACACAGAGACACGCAAAUGCACCCGGGAAGAUAGAACAAAAUGGAAUGUAUCGUGUAAGGAAUUUUUGCAAUCAACAACAGCGCAUCGUAAUGCGCUUUUAGUCCUCCGAACAAACCAACACAAGCGGUACGAAAUAGUAGACGGAAGAGGUUAUGGAAACGUACGGUAUGGUUUCAUUCUGGAGUUAAGAACACAAUCGCACGUACAUUACGAUCAUAAGCUGCCGAUUGGACGGGGUUUCCCUUUCGGAAAACAAACCGCAGGACAAACACACAAAACAACAACGAACCAUUAAACGCGACAAAUGCACUCGAAGGGAUAAUGUAACUCCGAACUACUUACUCUUGACAUCCUUUCACCAGAAGGAGGGUAGAACAUUUUUCUUUAGGGCAAACUACUCGAUCGUACGUUCCUCAAGAUGGGUUAGAAAACGAAAUUACCAUUAUUAUCGCGUUUCAGUUACGUUUCAUUUAAUCGGGUGAGGAUUCACGGUCAGCCUCUGUUCUGUUCUGCCGCAUGUAGACGAACUGUUGAGAAUAGUGAAGAAGACGGUUGUGGAGGGUAAAACGAAAAUGCGGUACUGUCUCUGCUUUUCUUUUCAAAUGUGAUCACAAUAAAAAAAAACAAAGAAACAAUUCUCUACACACAGUUUUAUGAUUUACUCCAAUUUGCGGAUGUUUUUUGUUACUUUAUCGAUUAAUAAACCAAGGUAUGAUCAACCUGUUUAUGUUCAAGCAGGAGGAUGAGUGCCAGUAUCGACUUAAGAAAAAAGGGUUUAUCCUUUUGUGUAUGUGUAUAUGGAUUGAUAAAACAUCUUUUUAAUACUAUAAUGGAACUUUUGUGUUAUGAAUUUCUUACUCGAAACGAUUCGAAUCCCCGAAUGCUCACAGGAGGGAAUUUUCUAAACAAAACACGCUGCCGUGCACACUGCUAAAGUUAUAUAAAGUGAAAAUUGUCACAUGGCAAGGGCACACGGCACAUCAAUUAUUCAUACAACACGCGUCUAGUUGAGCAUAAGGAACUGAACUUGUGGGGAAGAUCUUUUAGAGAGUCUUCACCUCAAUCUAUACCAUUCACUACCAGUAAGAUAAACAAAUGCACCUACACGUAGUUAUAACGAGGAAACGAAACAUAUGUUUUAAGACACCAGUAAUCGGUUUGCAAUACGGUAACUUACACUGACUUUCGAGCUCAAAUAAAGUGCUACCAAGUGCGCUUAGUGCGGUUCGAUAACUCCCUAGUUGAGCGCCAUAUGUUUAGCUGAUAAUGAGCAGUAUAAUUACGAUAGCUAACGGAUUAGAAACACCUGGUAGCGAUUUUCUUGAGCUCCUAAGGGGUGUACUAUACACGAGACGGCAAACUAAUCAUUUUAAAUCAUCGUAUCAACGGCAAACAAUCACAUUGCAUCUCUUCCGUAGUGUCAAAUGAGAUAACCCUCAGCAAAGAAGAAAGGUAUAUAAGUUCAAUACAAAUACCGUACCAUACAUAAAUGUGACUGGCGAGAGAAAAACAGGAGAACACAAACAAGAGAAUAAAAGGAGAAAUGCUAAAAAGCGA
Molecule: messenger RNA, 3292 nt
Organism: Anopheles moucheti
Lineage: Eukaryota; Metazoa; Arthropoda; Insecta; Diptera; Culicidae
Product: novel acetylcholine receptor chaperone
Exons: 5
Coding region: 1126-1596 (156 amino acids)
Biological process (GO): chaperone-mediated protein complex assembly; positive regulation of protein localization to cell surface
Cellular component (GO): endoplasmic reticulum
Source: RefSeq, a predicted model, not a curated record